Molecule: messenger RNA, 852 nt
Organism: Owenia fusiformis
Lineage: Eukaryota; Metazoa; Annelida; Polychaeta; Sabellida; Oweniidae
Source: the annotation of a GenBank genome assembly
CAUAAAAGACAAGUAUGCAGAGAGCCGGGGAUGUUAAUCAAAACGAGGAUCCGACUUCACAGGGUACCAGGGCCUCACAAGAACAAGGAAAUAAUUCAAAUAGACUAGAAACCCAACAGUUCGACCAAGAAGAUAAUUCAAAUACACAAGAGGUCAUGCAAGUUGAGCUGAGAGAGGUUUCAAAUACGCAAGAAGUCAUACAAGUUGAGCAGGAAGAGGUUUCAAAUACCCAAGAAUUUGAGAAAGAAGAUAAGCCAGCGUUGCAAGUUCAAGACAAUGCAGAGCAAAUGGCAGAACAGAACUGUAAGAAGAGACAACAUGAAGAUGAACAGCCCAAUGAUGAAGAUGACGUAACAUCUUCAAAGAAGCUAGCUAAAAUUGAUCCCUACCAACUGAUAAUAUUUUACAUCGAGAGAAAACACACAACCUAUAUAAAAACGUACCUACAGACAAAACAUACAGUUGACUUCACAAGUCUCGGUGGACAAAGAUGCAUUUUAGAAGCAAUCAAGAAUGAUGAUCAAGAACAACUAGAAGUGUUUCUCAAACAUACACCAAAUGCCAAAAACGUGGUGUUUGACAGGUCAAUGACAUCAGAUGAUUCUGACUUAACAGCUUUAAUGUAUACUAUAAAGUAUUGCCGUAUUGGUUGUCUGAUAAUACUUCUUAAGAAUGGUGUUGAUGUGAAUGUGCAGAAUAAUAAUGGUGAUAGCGCUCUUAUUGUUGCUGCUGCUACUGCUUCUAGGUAUAGUAGUGGUGUUGAAUGUCUGAGAUUACUUAUUGCGAGUGGUUCUGAUGUGAAUGUGCAGAAUAGAAAAGGUGAUAACGCUCUUAUUGUUGCUGUUGCUGUUG